AUGCGGAGGGCUGGCUUUCAGGCUAGCAGCCUCCUAGGCCGAAUAUGCUCGAGCGGAUUGAACUGCAAGAAGUUGACGGUUGCGUUCAGUAGCAAUGAGCACAUGGCGAUGUCGAGCUGGGCUGGAGACCUUGGAAGACGAAUAGGCACUCAGCUGUACCGGCGCGAGAACGUCGCAGAGCUGCGGCGGCUGCAGGCGGAGCUGCAGCAGCAGUGGACCGCAGCCGGGGAUGGGCGGGCGCGUGCGGAGCUGGAGGCGUGUGCGCGCGAUGAGGAGGAACGGGCAUUUUUCCGCCUGUUGAUGCCGGCGAGCGGGCCGGAGGUGACGCAGCGGCUGGAGGAGGCGGUCAAGGAGGUGCUUGGCGGGCGGAGCAGCCGCGCAGAGAAGCGCGAGCGGCUGUACUGCGCGAUCGCGCUCGUGGCGCGGGAGAACGCGGGUCGUGGAAUCGAGGUGCCGGAGGCUGCGCACCGGUGGUUCGCGGCGGAUCUGGGCCGCAACGAGUACUUUGGCCACAUGCAAUUUCUGAUCGAGCACGGGGUGCAGUUGAAUGCGCCGGCUGCAUUCCAGCUGGUCCGCACGAUGCUGCGUAGCGGGUCGGAGCUGGAGGUGCAGCUUGUGUCGUUCAAGCUGUUUCUGUACGACACCGAAAGCCGUCGGGUAUUCGAGGAGAAGUUUGAUCGCGUGUACGACUUCAUGCGGAUGCACUACGUUAUCACCCAGAUGGUGGUGCGGCGCGACUUUCGGUUCAUGCGCGACUACCUGGAGGUCCUGGCGCGCCGGCUCGAGCAACACGAGUUGUGCGAUGCCCGCAUGUCUGCCGCUGUGCAACGGGACCACAUUGCCCGAUACACCGAGCUGCUGAUGCUGUAUGCGCGGAAGUCUGGGGAUGAGAAAAUGCUGGCGGAGCUCUUUGCCUCCUUGGUCGAUAGUCUGCCUCGCGGGAUGGGCGGAGCCACUCUUCGUCAGCCAUUGCAUGAAGUCAUGACGUACCUGAUCAGCGAAAACCAGCCGCAACAGGUGCUGAAACUGGUGGCGGGCAUGCGCAAGGCGGAGCCCAAUCGGCGGCCGGGCAAAUCCUCCGUUCCAGGCACCUUGGCGCUGGUUGUUUCGGCGUUGCGACAGUUCAACAAUCCUAAUCUCGUCGUGAGCUUUAUUGUGCAGGCAUACAGAAAGACGCAAACGAGAGUGCUGCUGGGACAACUCGGGCUAUGGUCUCUGGCAUUUUAUGGCCGCGCUGUUGCGCUCUCUCCCGAGGCGGCGAAGUCGCCGCAGGAGCUGGCGCAGAUAUCGCCUGUGGACCUGCCGAAGGAGCUAAUACUGAAGUCCGUACCUGACAGCUGUAUAAUGUGCGAGCUCUAUCAGGCGAUUCUAUCCGAGAAGCGAUCGCAGGUGCCCGCGGAGGAGUACCGCGAGAUUUUAAUCCAGCUAUUUGCGCUUUACCAGGACUUUAUGGGGAAGCUGGUUCACAAAUAUGACUACUAUCAUUUGUACGACACCAGUGUCCUCCGCUUGCUGCUUUACAAGAUCAAGAACGAGGUUGGUGAUGGCGAGUUGGCAUUCAAGCUCCUGAUGGACUUCUAUGGGCAACCUAAAAUGCGGCCAAAGUGCACCGCGGAAGGUAACCCGUUCGGCGUGGUGCUAUACCAGAACAACGCGAUCACGCAAACACAAUUAAACCAGGCUCUUGCGCUCAUGGGCGGCCUGCGCAUCCCAAUGGACUUCAAGACCACGUCGAGCAUGGUGCUCUGGUAUGCGUCCGCGGGCGACAUCGAUCUGGCCCACACCUGGUACACGAAGCUGGUCCGUGGCAGGUUCCAGAUGAAAAACCGCCGGGUGCUGAAGCUGGCGCUAGCGCACGGCUGGACAAUCCCUGCGUAUGCCGACCAGCAACUCGUGUCUGAGCUUUCGCGCGCGGAUAAUUCGAGCGACGGCCCAGAGCACACACAAGAAGCUGUCGAAACUGCAGUCUUAGAAAGCGAAGAGGCGUCAGCGUGCACCAGCAUAAUCAUCGAGAAGGCCGAUGAGCUGUUGCACAAGAUACAGCAGACACGGCCUCUCGAUCCGCCAAGCGAUACCAGAUCGGCAGCACCUUGA
Molecule: messenger RNA, 2094 nt
Organism: Eremothecium gossypii ATCC 10895
Lineage: Eukaryota; Fungi; Ascomycota; Saccharomycetes; Saccharomycetales; Saccharomycetaceae
Gene: ATP22
Product: Atp22p
Exons: 1
Coding region: 1-2094 (697 amino acids)
Biological process (GO): regulation of translation
Cellular component (GO): mitochondrial inner membrane
Molecular function (GO): translation regulator activity
Source: RefSeq, marked provisional